Ostreococcus tauri is the source of this 1212-nucleotide messenger RNA. RefSeq names its product 26S proteasome subunit P45. Lineage: Eukaryota; Viridiplantae; Chlorophyta; Mamiellophyceae; Mamiellales; Bathycoccaceae. Gene Ontology annotation, biological process: proteasome-mediated ubiquitin-dependent protein catabolic process. The transcript has 3 exons. Gene Ontology annotation, molecular function: proteasome-activating activity; ATP binding; ATP hydrolysis activity. Gene Ontology annotation, cellular component: proteasome regulatory particle, base subcomplex. Bases 1 to 1212 code for a protein of 403 amino acids. The record is from RefSeq and is a predicted model, not a curated record.
AUGACGGACGUCUUGACGAGCGAUGCGCCGCGCGCGCAGGGCCUGCGCGCGUAUUACGACGCGAAGAUCGAACAGCUCGAGGUGGCGCUCAGGGACAAGACGAUGAAUCUUCGACGUUUGGAGGCGCAGAGGAACGCGCUGAACGGACGAGUGAGGUCGUUGCGAGAGGAGUUACACAUGCUUCAGGAACCGGGAUCGUACGUUGGAGAGGUCGUCAAGGUGAUGGGGAAGAAGAAGGUGUUGGUCAAGGUGCAUCCGGAGGGUAAAUACGUAUGUGACAUGGAUAAGAGCAUCGAUGUGACGAAGCUCACGCCGGGGACGCGGGUGGCGCUGCGGAACGAUUCGUACACGCUACACGUGAUCUUGCCGUCGAACAUUGACCCGUUGGUGUCGCUCAUGAAAGUGGAGAAGGUUCCGGACUCGACGUUCGACAUGAUCGGUGGUCUGGAUCAGCAGGUGAAGGAGAUCAAGGAGGUGGUGGAGCUCCCUAUCAAACACCCGGAGCUGUUCGAUUCGCUCGGCAUCGCGCAGCCAAAGGGGGUGAUUCUGUACGGGCCCCCAGGAACGGGGAAGACACUCCUGGCUCGAGCCGUGGCGCACCAUACCGAUUGUUGUUUCAUUCGCGUGUCCGGAUCGGAAUUAGUUCAAAAGUACAUAGGGGAAGGGGCACGGAUGGUACGCGAACUGUUCGUCAUGGCUCGCGAACACGCGCCGAGCAUCCUAUUCAUGGACGAAGUUGAUUCCAUCGGGAGCGCGCGUGAUUCUGGUGGCGGAGGCGGUGGGGGUGACAGCGAAGUCCAACGCACGAUGCUCGAGCUUUUGAACCAACUCGACGGUUUCGAGGCGACGAACCAGAUCAAGGUGAUCAUGGCGACGAAUCGGCUGGACAUUCUCGAUCAAGCGUUACUUCGUCCGGGUCGCAUCGAUCGUAAAAUCGAGUUCCCUAACCCAUCUGAGGAAAGUAGAGUGGACAUUCUCAAGAUUCACAGCCGUAAAAUGAACCUUGUGCGUGGUAUUGAUCUCAAGAAGAUCGCGAGCAAGAUGGGCGGCGCCUCGGGAGCGGAGUCGAAGGCUGUGUGCACGGAGGCGGGUAUGUUCGCCCUUCGCGAGCGGCGCGUGCACGUCACUCAAGAAGACUUCGAAAUGGCCGUUUCCAAGGUAAUGAAGAAGGAUAGCGAGAAGAAUAUCAGCAUCAAGAAGCUCUUUUCGUAA